Messenger RNA from Anastrepha ludens (Mexican fruit fly), 3460 nucleotides. RefSeq names its product prosaposin (gene Sap-r). The record is from RefSeq and is a predicted model, not a curated record. NCBI's taxonomy places the organism in Eukaryota, Metazoa, Arthropoda, Insecta, Diptera, Tephritidae. Gene Ontology annotation, biological process: sphingolipid metabolic process. Gene Ontology annotation, cellular component: lysosome. The transcript has 12 exons. The coding region runs from base 178 to 3054 and encodes 958 amino acids.
GAUUAUUCAUCUUCUAUCAUUUGUGUUGUACGGUUCUUAUUGUGAAAAAAAUACUGUAGUAAACUUGCCAUUUUAUUGUAUUUUAGAAAAUUGGAUUUUGUUUGUUCAAAUUAGUGUAAUUGAUUGUCGAGGAAAAUUAGUAGUGAUACAAAGUGGUGUAUAGCGAUUUUCAGCAAAAUGCAACGCAGCUUUGUACUUUGCGCUGCAAUCGCGCUAUUGGCUGGUACACUCCUUGUGAGUGCAACGCCAAUGUUAGGAGCUAAACAAUGCACAUGGGGACCCAGUUUCUGGUGUAAAAAUCUAACAAAUGCAAAAGGUUGCCAUGCUGUACGUCACUGCAUUCAAACUGUGUGGGAGACUCAAAAUGUACCCGUGGACGACGAUUCUAUCUGUCAGAUUUGCAAAGAUAUGGUAACACAGGCACGCGACCAAUUGCGUAGUAAUGAAACUAUGGAAGAGCUGAAGGAAGUGUUCGAAGGCUCUUGUGCUCUCAUACCGAUCAAAAUUGUAAAGAAGGAAUGCACCAAGUUGGCUGAUGACUUUGUGCCUGAAUUGGUUGAGGCACUCUCUUCCGAAAUGAAUCCAGAUCAAGUUUGUUCGGUUGCUGGCCUUUGCAAUAAUGCGCGUAUCGAUGAAUUGUUGCAAUUCUACUACCAAUCGGCUUUGGAUGGCACAUUGGCGGAGGAGAAAUCCGAUGAGUCAAAGGAAAGCAAAGAAGUGGAUGCUAUAGCUCCCCAACAGCAGCACCUGCUUACUUGCAGCAAUUGCAACCAUUUGGGCUCACUUAUUACAGAGAAAUUCAACAAAGCCAAUCGCGAUGAAAUUCUCGAAAAUAUUUUGCAUCUCUGCGGUGAAAUGUCGUCCUUCUCUGAUGCCUGUUCCAAUAUUGUACUUACUUAUUUCAAUGAUAUUUAUAAUCACAUGAAGGAGCACUUGAAUGCUGCUGGCAUAUGCCACAUGUCGGGUUCGUGCGCUGCCAAUUAUCACAAACACGCCGAAGAUCCCACAGAGCCAGAAGAUGCUGUUGCCCUCGCAUCCAGUUUGGGCGAUGAUAUACCAUGCAAAUUGUGCGAACAAUUAGUACAACAUUUACGUGACGUGUUGAUUGCCAAUACAACCGAAUCUGAAUUUAAAGACGUAUUGCAUGGCUUGUGCAAUCAAACCAAAGGUUUCCGCGAGGAAUGCAACAGCUUGGUGGAUCAGUACUAUGAUGUUAUCUAUAAUGCAUUGGUAAACAAUUUGGAUGCUAAUGGUGCUUGCUUUAUGAUUGGUGUGUGCCCGAAAGGUAAUGCUGAGGCGUUCAAAGGUGAAAUCAGGCCAUUGUUGCCUUCCGUGCAACCAGCUGAAAUCAAAGUGACACUACGUAAAUUGGGUGCGAACGAACCGAAAUUCACACAGGAGGAGAUACAUGCUAUGACCUUGCCAAUUGAUACAUUGAUGGGUGCAGCUAAUCCUGGACUGCUGGUAGAUAACGGAGAGUUAUGCACAUUCUGUGAAUAUGUGCUGCAUUAUAUUCAAGUCGAAUUGUCGACGUCAACCACAGAGGACAAAAUCAAGGAUGUCGUUAAUAACAUUUGCAGCCGUUUGGGUCGCACACUUCGUGGCGAAUGCCACAAUUUCCUUGAUAUGUACGGCGAUGCUGUGAUUGCGCUCCUCGUUCAAGGUCUCAAUCCACGUGAAGUCUGUCCUAAAAUGAGAAUGUGCCCAGCCAAUCACGAAAAUUUCGAUGACGUAGAGAUAUUUGCGCCGAAAAUUUCUAAGCCUUCAGUAAGCGAAAUGCAACACGUUGAUGAAAGCGAUAAACCCACAUGCCCACUUUGCCUGUUUGCUGUCGAACAAGCGCAAGAAAAGAUUAAGGACAACAAGUCAAAGGCAAACAUCAAGAAUGUGCUCGAUAAUUUGUGUGCACAUUUACCGUCGAAAUUAAAAUCCGAAUGUGUUGAUUUUGUUGAAACCUAUAUGAACGAACUCAUCGACAUGUUGAUCACCGAUUUUAAGCCACAAGAGAUCUGUGUUGCUAUAAAACUAUGCCAAAACUCAAGCGAUGAGCUGAAUGAGUUGGGCAUUAGUUUGGAAAGCAAUAGCCGCGAAGAAGGAGUAAAUGAAAUCGAUAGCAAUGAUUCCGUGGAACUUGCAUUUGGACGCAUUGAACCGCCCAAUUGUUUGUUAUGUGAGGAGGUCAUUAAGAUUGCCGAGAAAAGAAUUGGCAAGCACACAACCAAGGAUGAAAUUAAGAAAUCCCUGGAUCAUUCUUGCGAUAAACUUCGCAAAAAUUUACGUGAUAAAUGCCAUAAAUACAUAGCUAAAUAUGGGGAUAAAAUCGCCGAUUUGUUGGUUAAGGAAAUGGCACCGAAAAUGAUUUGCCGCGAGAUCGGUUUGUGCAUUUGGAGCGAACAAGAGGAUCUGGAUAUCGAUGAGGCAUUGAAGUAUGAUGUUGUUGUAUUGCCCGGUCAAAAGUAUGCGCCACACAACGAUCGUUUUGUCGGCAUGGAUGAUAUGGUGAACGAUCCACCCACUUGUGUGCUAUGUGAAUUUGUCAUGACUAAACUAGAAUCCGAAAUAAAAAACGCAUCGACCCAGGAGGAAAUUAAACACACUGUUGAGAAUAUUUGCAAAAUUAUGCCGAAAACUGUUACUAAAAGCUGCAACAAAUUCAUCGAUCAAUAUACCAGCACGAUUUUAGCGUUGAUCGGCAGCGUACCACCCAAAAUGAUGUGUCAACAAAUGCAAUUGUGUUUCGCUGGACUGGAUGUGGUUAGCGAUGAGGUCAUUGAAUGCGGCGUUUGUCAUGGCGCCACAUCUGCUCUGCUGCCAUACUUCAAGCAACAUUUGGACCACGAGUCCAUUACGGAGUACUAUAUGCUUUUGGAGGGUUGUCAAGUACUCGAUGCCAAAUAUUACGAUAUUUGUAACCACAUGAUUAGAACAUACGGCCAGAGCAUAUUGAAUCUGGCACAGGGUGGCGAAACUGAUGAAUCAAGCAUUUGCGCAAAGAUUGGCAAGUGCUUUAGCGGCGAGAAAUCAAGCUUAGCCUUUGCCAGAGUUUCCGCUUAAAAUCGCUUUUUAGAAGUUUUAAAGUAAACACGAUGGACGAAGGCGAACUAAUUAUGUGUGAUGCAAUUGACUUCUUUUGAACCAUUAUUUUUACUUAAAAUUUCUGAAAUCUGUGUACUAUUUUAAUUUCAUAUACACAAAUUAGAUUACCUAUGUAUGUAAAGAACGCGGAAGUUUACUUUUAUUGUUUACUACUAAAUUAUCAUUGACACGUUCUACCAUUAUGAAUAAAAAAAGAUAAAUUGCACCUUUGCAUAUUCAAUUUAUGAAUGCAUAUUUUAAUUGCUUAAGUGCUGCGGUAAUUUGAAUGGUUUUGUAUAAAGCUUGGUUGAGAAACUUGAAGUAUGAAAUGGUACCAAAAUUUUUAUAGGAACGCAAAAGUUUUAUGUUAAUAAGAAUAACAAAA